GCAGAAGGGGGCGCUGGUUACAAGCGGUGAGCCUGCGCGGACCUCGGCCCACCCCGAGUCCCUAGUUCCUUCCGGGACCUCGUGCUGCGCGUCCUGAGCUGUGGACAAACGUGCGAUGACUCGUACCCGUCGGGAUGGCGCAGAGCCGCCUCCCUGCCCCAAAUCCUCUGCCCCGGACUUGCAUUUUGAGUUGCAGGGUCUUGGGGGUCCCCCACGGGAACCAUUGCUUGGGGCCCCGGGGGCGUGGCAGAGGCGGGGCGCCGGGCGGGGUCUUGGCGCGUCUUCAGGGGGCUGGCCUCCUCAAGUCCCAGAGGAGCGCUGUGCGGCCCUGGGGGCCGCGGGUGCCAUGGGGGCGAGGGGCGUGCGCCUGGCCCUGUGCGGCUUCGCGCUGCUCUGCGCGCUGGGUCUGGGCCAGCGUCUGGCGGGGCGUUCAAGCUGCGGCGCCGGCCGCCUUCUACGCGGGACCGGGACGAACGCGCGCUGCUGCCGCUCGUGCGCCCGGGCUGAGGGGGUCUGUCCUGAGAUGGACUGCGAGUGUAUCCAGCCCGAGUUCCACUGUGGAGACCCCCAGUGUAAGAGCUGCAAGCGCUACUCCUGUCCACCUGGCCAGGAGGCUCAGCCCGAAGGGAAUUUCAAUUUCGGCUUCAAGUGUGUUGACUGCGUGGCAGGGACCUUCUCCGGGGGCCACGAGGGCCACUGCAAGCCAUGGGCAGACUGCUCCCAGUUUGGGUUUCUCACCACGUUCCCUGGGAACAAGACGCACAAUGCCAUGUGCAGCCCGGGGCCACUGCCCGCUGAGCCGCACAGCCUGCUGACUGUCCUUCUCCUCGCUGUGGCCACCGGCAUCCUGGUCCUGACUGUGACCCAGCUGAGCCUGCACAUCUGGCAGCUGAAGAGGCAGAGAGCAUGGCCCCCAGGUCAGUUGUGCCCUGGGGAGGGGGCGGGGGCCCCUGGCCCGCCUGCUGACCACAGCCCCUUUGCAGAGACCCAGCUGCUCCUGGAGGCACCGCCGCCCCCGCCCGAGGAUGCUUGCAGCAUCCAGUUCCCUGAGGAGGAGCGGGGUGAGCGGCUGUCGGAGAACAAGGCCCGGCUGGGGGACCUGUGGGUGUGAGGCUUGGCCGUCCUCUGGCCCCGAGGGCCCCGGGCCGGAACCCCCAGAGCAAGGGCUCUGUGCCCUGCUGUGGGGCCCCAGCUCUCGGCCCGGCCCUGCUCCCCUCGAUGGCGGAAGCAGGUGGGGGAUGGUGGCUGCGACCAGUGCCCCG
This is a messenger RNA of Phacochoerus africanus (Common warthog), 1262 nucleotides long. It is a transcript of the gene TNFRSF18, whose product is annotated as TNF receptor superfamily member 18. Bases 116 to 1111 code for a protein of 331 amino acids. The record is from RefSeq and is a predicted model, not a curated record. Gene Ontology annotation, molecular function: tumor necrosis factor receptor activity. The transcript has 4 exons. Gene Ontology annotation, cellular component: plasma membrane; external side of plasma membrane. Gene Ontology annotation, biological process: negative regulation of apoptotic process; positive regulation of cell adhesion. Lineage: Eukaryota; Metazoa; Chordata; Mammalia; Artiodactyla; Suidae.